Messenger RNA from Coffea eugenioides, 1376 nucleotides. Its product is annotated as COBW domain-containing protein 1. Gene Ontology annotation, cellular component: cytoplasm. The transcript is spliced from 9 exons. Bases 45 to 1160 code for a protein of 371 amino acids. The record is from RefSeq and is a predicted model, not a curated record. Lineage: Eukaryota; Viridiplantae; Streptophyta; Magnoliopsida; Gentianales; Rubiaceae.
ACCUUCUCACCAUCUAACAAGCUCCCAGUUGGAAAGCCCAAAAAAUGGAAGACGACGAGGACGAGCCACCGCUCGCCGUCGCGAUCACCGCCACCGUAGAUCAUGUCAUCUCGCAACCGUCCGAUACUUUCCCUCCAGUUGGCGUCACCGUUAUCACUGGCUAUCUGGGUGCGGGAAAAUCCACAUUGGUGAAUCAUAUAUUGAAAACCCAACAUGGGAAGAGGAUAGCAGUGAUAUUGAACGAGUUUGGGGAGGAAAUCGGAGUGGAAAGGGCAAUGAUUAAUGAAGGAGAGGAAGGUGGGCUAGUGGAGGAGUGGGUGGAGCUGGAUAAUGGCUGCAUUUGUUGCACUGUUAAGCACAGUCUGGUUCAAGCAUUGGAGCAGCUUGUUCAAAGAAAAGAAAGACUUGACCAUAUAUUACUGGAAACCACAGGGCUGGCAAACCCUGCUCCUCUUGCAUCUGUUCUUUGGUUGGAUGAUCAGCUCGAGUCAGCUGUUAAGCUCGAUUCUAUCAUCACAGUUAUCGACGCCAAAAACCUUCGUCACCAGCUUAAUUUGCAUCGUGAUUCGUCAUCAUUUCCUGAAGCAUAUUUACAAAUAGCUUUUGCGGAUGUUGUGAUUCUUAACAAAGUCGAUCAAGUUAUGGCAGACGAUUCUGGAAAUAUUUUAGAGGAAUUGGAGAAGGAGAUACGUGAUAUCAAUUCCCUUGCCAGUAUCAUUCGUUCCACACGGUGUCAAGUAGAAUUAUCCAAGAUAUUGGACUGCCAGGCAUAUGAUGCUUCACAUGUUGCUCAUUUGGAAGCACUGCUUGAACAAAACAAAUCCCUUACUACCAGAGAACUUCAUGAUUCUGGUGUGAGAACCUUGUGUAUCUGUGAGCUAAAGAAGAUAGAUCUUGACAAGGUUCGGAUGUGGCUAGAGGAGAUUCUUUGGGAUAAAAAAUAUGGCAUGGAUGUUUAUCGUUGCAAAGGGGUUUUAAGCAUAGUAAACUCUGAUCAACUUCAUACUUUGCAGGCUGUGAGGGAAAUCUACGAGAUUGUUCCAGCUCGCAAAUGGAGAACAGAUGAAAGUCAACUAAACAAAAUAGUGUUCAUAGGUAAGUUGUUAAACGAAGAAGUUCUUUAUGACUCCUUAAGAGCUUGCACUGUCGACAACUAUUAGUUUGGCCAAAUUUCAAAUCAGAGUUUCAAAUCAAAAGUUGAACUACAGAGCAGCAGCAAUAGGGGUCAAAACUGGUUAAACCAUCAAUCCUUGCUUUCAUUGCUUGGCUCAAUUUCAGGAAUAUAGCAUACAGGAUCUUGUAAUCUCUAUAUUAACUUUAUAUGUAGUAGUAUUUCUGCGGCGUGUAAUAUUAUUAUUAUUUUUUUUUUGGCUGAC